CCAGCAUCCACGAAGCCCUACCGGUGAAAAAUCCCUUUGGUGACCCUAAUUUCUUCUCCGAACUAAUUCGCCUUCGAAGCUUCUCCACGAAAAAAAAAGCUCCAAUACCGGAGUCUCUGUUCCUCGUAAUUGAUUAAUCGCCGCUCAUUUUUGCAGUAAAAAUGAGCGGAGAUAAACGAAGAUGGGAUCGAAAGGACUCGCGGAGAUCGAAUAUGCAGAAAGUAGUGAGCACUGCAGAAGAUGAGCUCGAAUCUAAGCUCGGAUUUGGGCUUUUCUCCGAAGGGGAAACGCGCCUCGGUUGGCUACUCACAUUCGCAUCAUCAUCUUGGGAAGAUUCAGAUACUGGGAAAACGUACGGUUGUGUGGACCUGUACUUUGUUACUCAGGACGGGUUUUCUUUUAAGACAAAGUACAAGUUCCGCCCUUACUUCUACGUAGCCACAAAAGACAAAAUGGAAUUGGAAGUUGAAGGCUACUUGAGACGCCGAUAUGAAAGACAAGUUGCUGAUAUUGAAAUUGUUGAAAAAGAGGAUCUUGAUCUUAAAAAUCAUCUUUCUGGCCUGCAAAAAAAAUACCUAAAAAUAUCAUUUGAUACUGUGCAACAAUUGAUGGAAGUCAAGAGGGAUCUGUCGCAUGUUGUCGAACGAAACCAGGCAAAAUUUGAUGCACUUGAAGCAUACGAAUCCAUAUUGGCUGGAAAAAGAAAACAACGGCCUGAAGAUUGCUUAGACUCUAUGGUGGACCUCCGCGAGUAUGAUGUUCCUUAUCAUGUUCGAUUUGCAAUUGAUAAUGAUGUGCGGAGUGGGCAAUGGUAUAAUGUGAGUAUUUCCAGCAGCGAUGUCAUACUAGAGAAGAGGACAGAUCUUCUCCAACGCGCAGAAGUCCGUGUUUGUGCAUUCGAUAUAGAGACAACAAAGCUUGAGUUGAAGUUUCCGGAUGCUGAAUAUGAUCAAAUUAUGAUGAUAUCCUACAUGGUCGAUGGUCAAGGUUUUCUAAUUAUUAACAGAGAGUGUGUUGGCGAAGACGUAGAAGAUCUGGAGUAUACACCCAAACCAGAGUUUGAAGGGUAUUUCAAAGUCACUAACGUUAACAACGAGGUAAAGUAAAUUAGCUCCUGAUCUGAGUAUUAUUUAUCAGAAAUCUUGAUGUGCUUAGAAUCAAGCUACUUUCUUGGUUUUGUCUUGUAGGUUGAACUCCUUCGAAAAUGGUUUUCUCAUAUGCAAGAGUUGAAACCCAGUAUUUAUGUUACAUAUAACGGUGACUUCUUCGACUGGCCAUUUAUAGAACGGAGAGCAUCCCAUCAUGAGAUAAAAAUGAAUGAGGAGUUGGGAUUCCGUUGUGAUCAUAAUCAAGGUGAAUGUCGAGCUAAAUUCGUUUGCCACUUGGAUUGUUUUGCUUGGGUGAAACGUGAUAGCUAUCUUCCUCAGGGAAGCCAUGGUUUGAAGGCAGUUACAAAGGCAAAACUGGGGUAUGAUCCACUGGAAGUGAACCCAGAGGACAUGGUUCGAUUUGCGAUGGAAAAGCCACAGACAAUGGCCUCCUAUUCUGUCUCUGAUGCUGUUGCAACUUAUUACCUAUACAUGACAUAUGUUCAUCCGUUCAUAUUUUCUCUCGCAACUAUCAUCCCAAUGGUCCCUGAUGAGGUCUUACGCAAAGGGAGUGGCACCCUUUGUGAAAUGCUUCUGAUGGUUGAGGCUUACAAGGCAAAUGUUGUAUGUCCCAACAAAAAUCAAGCUGACCCUGAGAAGUUCUACAAAAGUCAUCUUCUUGAAAGUGAGACAUAUAUUGGUGGCCAUGUAGAGUGCCUCGAAAGUGGUGUUUUCAGAUCUGACAUUCCAACCAAUUUUAAGCUCGAUACAUCUGCAUACCAGGCUAUAGCUUAUAGUAAAACGUAUGUACAACUGAUCGAUAACCUUGGCCGGGAUCUGGAAUAUGCUAUCACUGUAGAAGGGAAAAUGAGAAUGGAUUCAGUUACCAAUUAUAAUGAAGUGAAGGAUGAAAUCAAGUUAAAGCUCGAGAAGUUACGAGAUGACCCUAUACGUGAAGAGGGGCCUCUUAUUUAUCACCUUGAUGUCGCAGCGAUGUAUCCAAAUAUUAUCUUAACAAACAGGCUUCAGCCUCCAUCGAUAGUUACUAAUGAGGUCUGCACAGCAUGUGAUUUCAACCGGCCGGGGAAAACUUGUCUUAGAAAACUUGAAUGGGUUUGGCGCGGGGUGACAUUCAUGGCAAAGAAGAGUGAUUAUUACCAGCUGAAGAAGCAGAUUGAGUCUGAAUUUGUUGAUGCUGGUGGAAAUAUUCAGUCUUCUAAAUCUUUCCUUGAUCUGCCAAAAGUGGAACAACAAUCUAAACUAAAAGAACGACUGAAAAUAUAUUGUCAAAAGGCACAUAGACGAGUGCUUGACAAGCCCAUCACUGAAGUUCGUGAGGCUGGGAUAUGCAUGAGAGAAAACCCGUUCUAUGUAGACACUGUUCGGAGCUUUCGAGAUAGGAGGUAUGAAUACAAAACACUUAACAAGAUCUGGAAGGGAAAGUUGUCAGAGGCCAAGGCAAGUGGCAAUUCAAUCAAGAUCCAGGAAGCACAGGACAUGGUAGUGGUAUACGAUUCCUUGCAGCUAGCUCAUAAGUGUAUUCUUAAUUCCUUCUAUGGAUAUGUCAUGCGAAAGGGAGCAAGAUGGUACUCGAUGGAAAUGGCCGGUGUAGUUACCUAUACUGGAGCGAAAAUCAUUCAGAAUGCCCGUUUGCUUAUCGAGCGAAUUGGGAAACCACUUGAGCUGGAUACAGAUGGUAUAUGGUGUUGUCUCCCUGGAUCUUUUCCUGAGAACUUUACUUUUAAAACGACGGACAUGAAGAAAUUCACGAUCUCUUAUCCGUGUGUAAUGCUUAAUGUUGAUGUAGCACAGAAUAAUACAAAUGAUCAAUAUCAGACUCUUGUAGAUCCUGUACGCAAGACAUAUGAGUCGCAUAGUGAAUGCUCAAUUGAAUUUGAAGUGGAUGGACCGUACAAGGCAAUGAUUAUUCCUGCAUCGAAAGAAGAAGGAAUCUUAAUUAAGAAGCGUUAUGCUGUUUUCAACCAUGACGGAACCUUAGCAGAACUCAAGGGGUUUGAGAUCAAGCGUAGAGGGGAGCUGAAACUCAUUAAAGUUUUCCAGGCCGAGCUUUUUGACAAAUUUCUCCAUGGGUCAACUCUUGAAGAGUGUUAUUCUGCAGUUGCAGCCGUUGCAAAUCGGUGGCUUGACUUACUCGAUAAUCAAGGAAAAGAUAUUGCUGAUAGUGAACUACUAGAUUAUAUAUCAGAAUCAAGCACCAUGAGCAAAUCGUUAGCAGAUUAUGGUGAGCAAAAGUCAUGUGCAGUGACCACAGCAAAACGACUUGCUGAUUUUCUUGGUGAUACAAUGGUCAAAGAUAAAGGACUGCGUUGCCAAUACAUUGUUGCUUGUGAACCAAAGGGGACACCUGUAAGUGAACGUGCUGUUCCUGUUGCCAUAUUUGCCUUAUCUGAAACGGAACCUGAAAGGAUGAAGUUUUAUCUGGGAAAAUGGUGCAAGCAGCGCAUUAGUUCAGCUAUCCAAAAUGUUGAUAUUCGUUUAAUUAUUGACUGGUCGUAUUAUAAGCAGCGCCUGAGUUCAGCUAUACAGAAAGUUAUUACCAUUCCUGCUGCAAUGCAGAAGGUGGCAAAUCCAGUGCCUCGGGUGCUUCAUCCCGAUUGGCUCCAUAAAAAGGUUCGUGAGAAAGAUGACAAAUUUCGCCAGAGAAAACUAGUCGAUAUGUUCAGCUCUGCAAACAAAGAUGGUGUGUUGGAAACAAAUCCUUCGGUGGCUCAAGAUAAUGUGGAAGAUAUUGAGGAUUUUUGCAAAGAAAACAGGCCUGCCGUAAAGGGGCCAAAGCCAAUUGCGCGUUCUUAUGGAGUCAAUAAAGAACAGUAUGAACGUGAGCAGCAAGAGAGCUGGGAUCCAAAGUGCGAUGAAUUCUCAUUUCAGAACGUUGACAAGAACGUAGAUUACCAAGGAUGGCUUGAAGUGAAAAAGAGAAAGUGGAAAGUAAAUCUAGAGAAGAGGAAAAAACGAAGGUUGGGUGAUCUAAGACCGUCAAACCUGUUUGAUAAUCACGAGAUAAAUAAAAAAGUCUCACAGGGAAGAGGAGGUGUAGGUUCAUACUUUAGGAGGCCUGAAGAAGCUUUGACUAGUUCACAUUGGCAGAUAAUACAACUGGUCCCAAGUUCACAGAGCGGGCAAUUUUUCGCUUGGGUGGUUGUGGAAGGAUUGAUGCUUAAGAUCCCAUUGACUAUCCCAAGGGUUGAGAUUCAGGAAGAUCAAUUUAGAAAAGAAAGCAAAAAGCUUGACGCUCUUCUUGCAGACCCUGACAUUGAGGGCAUAUAUGAAACCAAGGUGCCUCUGGAGUUUAGUGCGAUAUGUCAGAUUGGAUGUGUAUGCAAAAUUGAUAACACAGCCAAGCACCGUAACACACAAGAUGGAUGGAAAGUUGGUGAACUUCAUAUGAAAACUACAACUGAAUGUCACUACUUGGAGCGAUCUAUUCCACUUGUUUAUUUGUAUAGCAGCACCUCAACAGGACGUGCUAUAUAUGUUUUAUAUUGUCAGGCAUCAAAGCUUAUGUCUGCUGUGGUAGUCAGUCCUUAUGGCGACAAGGAACUAUUGCCAUCUGCCCUAGAGAAACAAUUUAGAGAUAGUUGCCAAGAAUUGUCACUGGAGUCAUUGUCUUGGGAUGGGAUUCUUUUCCAGGUGGACUAUGUUGACCAUCCCGAAGCUGCAAAUAAGAUUAUACAAAAAGCAAUAAGUGAAUACAGAGAAGAAAAUUGUGGACCAACUGUGGCAGUCAUCGAAUGCCCUGACUUUAACUCCAUGAAGGAAGGUAUAAAGGCCCUGGAUGAUUUCCCAUGUGUGAGGAUUCCCUUCAACGGCGAUGACAAUAGUUAUCAGCCUGUGUCCUGGCAACGUUCAGCAGCAAAAAUAGCAAUGUUCCGUUGUGCUGCAGCAUUUCAGUGGUUGGAUCGGAGGAUUGCCCAGUCAAGAUACGCCCAUGUGCCUUUGGGGAAUUUUGGACUUGAUUGGUUAACAUUCACCGUAGAUAUCUUCGUUUCUAGGGCACUCCGUGACCAGCAGCAGGUCCUUUGGGUGUCAGACAAUGGUGUUCCAGACCUUGGAGGUAUAAACAAUGAAGAGACAUUCUUUGCUGAUGAGGUGCAGCAGACAAGUUUGGUAUACCCUGGAGCGUAUAGAAAAGUGUCUGUGGAGUUAAAGAUCCAUAACCUGGCUGUUAAUGCCCUUCUGAAAAGCAACCUAGUGAGUGAGAUGGAAGGAGGCGACUUUUUGGGAUUUGAGCAGGAUGUGAAUUCUAGAGGAAGUGGUUCAAACGUUAACGCCAGUUUUGAUGAGACCACUGGAUGUGCUCAAGCAUUUCGUGUUCUGAAACAACUGAUCCAGAGUUGCUUGGCUGAUGUGUGUAAAUCAAAAAAUAUAUAUGCUGAUUCCAUUUUGCAACGUUUGUCUUGGUGGCUCUGCAGCCCUUGCUCAAAGCUUCAUGAUCCUGCUCUUCAUCUCAUGCUUCACAAGGUCAUGCAAAAGGUCUUUGCGCUGCUUUUGACUGAUUUGCGGAGAUUAGGUGCUAUAAUAAUAUAUGCAGACUUCUCAAAGAUCGUGAUCGAUACCGGGAAAUUUGAUAUAUCUGCUGCUAAAGCUUAUUGUGAAAGCUUGCUCGCAGCGGUGGGGAGUAGCGAUAUAUUUGAGUGGAUCGUGCUUGAGCUGGAUCACUACUGGCACUCGCUACUUUUCAUGGACCAGUAUAACUAUGCUGGUAUUCGAGCUACCGAUGAUGAAAUUUCACUUGACGAAGUGACUAUUGAACCAAAAUGGAGCGUUGCAAGACUGUUACCCGAGUAUAUUCAGAGGGAUUUCAUCAUAAUCGUUGCCAAGUUUAUAUUUGACCCCUGGAAAUUUGCAUUAGAGAAAAAAACGGGCAGUGCAGAGAGUGUAGAGGCACAGAUGGUAGAAUAUCUAAGGGAACAGAUACGAUCGAACUUCAUAAAUAUGAUUGUUAAAAAAAUCGGUGAUAUCAUGUCACACACGAAGGAGAUAAACGUUUCAGAUGCAUCUCGGGUUUCUGGUCAAGCUUCCAAAGGAGAUUACACGUUAGAAUUUAUACAAAUUAUCUCUGGUGUUCUGGCUCUUGACCAAAACGUCCAGCAAGAUGUUCUGGUCAUGAGAAAGAAUCUGUUGAAGUACAUUAAUGUAAAAGAAUUUGCCGCUGAAGCCGAAUUUCUUGAUCCGGGGCCUUCCUUCAUCUUACCUAAUGUGGCUUGCAGCAACUGUGAUGCCUACAGAGACCUAGAUAUAUGCAGAGACCCAGCUCUAUUAACAGAGAAAGAAUGGUCCUGUGUAGAUUCGCAAUGUGGGAAGAUAUAUGACAGAGAGCAGAUGGAGAAUAGUCUUCUCCAGAUGGUGAGACAGAGAGAGAGAAUGUACCAAAUGCAGGAUCUGGUUUGCAGUAGGUGCAAUCAGGUGAAAGCUGCUCACUUGUCGGAGCAGUGCGAGUGUGCUGGAUCCUUUAGAUGCAAGGAAAGCGUGUCAGAGUUCCGCAAGAAGAUGGAGAUUUUCUUGGAUAUUGCAAAGCGCCAGCAGUUUCUAUUGUUAGAAGAAUUCACCUCUUGGCUUUUAAAUCCCUUCAGCGAUUCAGAAAGACAUCAUUUGUAGGUUGUAGAUUUUUCUGCAUAGCUUUACACCCUAAUUGCCUAAUAAAAUCUGAAAUUUUAUGAUGAUGAUGUUUUGCUUUCUUUCCUUCACUUGAGUAGAGAUAUUUGCAUUUAUCUGCAACACAACGUAGGCGUUGUACCAAAUUCUUUAAUUUAUAAUUUUCUAAUUUUGCUCUCGAUUUUGUGUUAUUUUAAAGGCCGAC
This is a messenger RNA of Thlaspi arvense, 6909 nucleotides long. Lineage: Eukaryota; Viridiplantae; Streptophyta; Magnoliopsida; Brassicales; Brassicaceae. The record is from the annotation of a GenBank genome assembly.